This is a messenger RNA of Lachancea fermentati, 549 nucleotides long. NCBI's taxonomy places the organism in Eukaryota, Fungi, Ascomycota, Saccharomycetes, Saccharomycetales, Saccharomycetaceae. The record is from the annotation of a GenBank genome assembly.
AUGCAAAUAGCUUGCAAGGCAUUUCGAAAGCAAAUAGCUAAUAGCUCUCGUGUUGCCAAUUUCAUGAUGUCAGCCAUUCCAAAUGAUCAGAUGCUUUCUGUUGCAAAGCCCGGCCAAAAAAACCAGUCUGUCACAAAACCCAUUUCUCUAGAUUCAGCAACUGGUGAAGUUCUAGUUCGUAAAUCAACCGGUAAAGCAAAGAUUCGCAAAGGACAACCAGAAGACGAGUACGAAAGGCAGAAAGCUCAUUUCUUCGAGGUAGAAAACGGUCCAUUGAGAACCGAAGCGAAUCAAAAAGGUCCGAAUGAUUUGUUAAAAAAACUAGAGAAUCCACUGGACGAUGACUUGACACUGAAGCAAACCAGGCAGAGAUUCACUAGCGAAUGUCAUCGUUUGUAUUUCAAAAAGGAAUAUAGAAACUGCGCAGCCGCUUGUCGUAGGCUAAUAGAAUUAUACGAAUCACUAGAAAACAAGAGAAUACUGAAAGAGAUAGAUGAGCUCUCAUACAUGCUGAACAAGUCGGAAGAAAAAGACAGGGCAGAACAUUAG